GUGGAUUUAGGUACUCCAUAUUAACUGCGGAUAUGGUAAAGACUUUAUUACCGGUUCCGUCUUCCAGACCGACUAAAUACUAUUCCUUUCUUCUCCCCUUUUUCUCUCGGCGUGCCCGGGAAAAUGGCGGUUGCGAUGAGAAUGGUUUUGGGCCUACUGACAUUUGUCGCCAUUGGAAUGAUUAUCGGAGCUCUUGUGCAAUUGGCAUUUAUUCGGCGGUUGGAAGAUUCAUAUGGGAUGGAACCCACUUUGAGGGGAUUGCGUGGGAUUCGACAUGCUGUCCAUCCUUUGCCAAUAGGAGUUUCACAUUUGGCUUAUGACAAAGAAGCUCUAAUGCUACGUCUUGGUUAUGUGAAACCUGAAGUACUAAGCUGGUCACCAAGAAUAAUCUUGUUUCAUAACUUUUUAAGUACAGAGGAAUGCGACUAUCUUAGAGGUAUUGCAAAGCCCCGCCUUCAUGUUUCCACAGUGGUGGAUGUAAAAACUGGAAAAGGAAUCAAGAGCAAUGUCAGGACAAGUUCUGGUAUGUUUCUGAAUCCCGAUGAGAGGCGAUACCCUAUGAUACAGGCAAUUGAAAACCGGAUAGCUGUCUAUUCUCAAAUACCAAUUGAAAAUGGGGAGCUCAUUCAAGUGUUAAGGUAUGAGAAGAAUGAGCUGUACAGACCACAUCAUGACUACUUCACUGAUGAAUUUAAUAUAAAGCGGGGAGGUCAAAGAGUAGCAACCAUGCUCAUGUAUUUAAGUGGUGAUGUUGAAGGUGGAGAAACAUACUUUCCAAUGGCAGGUAACAGUGAGUGUAGCUGUGGCGGGAAAAUGGUUAAAGGGUUAAGUGUAAAGCCUGCUAAAGGAAAUGCCGUGCUGUUCUGGAGCAUGGGGCUCAAUGGAGAAUUGGACCCGAGUAGCCUGCACGGAGGAUGUGAGGUUGUGUCCGGAGAGAAGUGGUCUGCCACAAAAUGGAUGAGGCAAAGAGCUAUUUCCUGAUUCAGCUGUACUCUGUAUGAUAUUUUUUUAAGACAUCUUAUUAUUACUUCUUAACUUUACAAAGCAUUUUUUUUUGGAUAUUCAUUUUUUAUUUUUUUGGGAGAGAAAUCUCCGAAACGGGUUAGGGUUAAAUUCGGCAAAAGAAGCAUGUUACAUAGAGCUUAGUAUUAGUAGUUAUACAGCAUCUGGGUGCAAUAGAAAUUAUAAGAGGAU
This is a messenger RNA of Cuscuta campestris, 1194 nucleotides long. The record is from the annotation of a GenBank genome assembly. Lineage: Eukaryota; Viridiplantae; Streptophyta; Magnoliopsida; Solanales; Convolvulaceae.